Molecule: messenger RNA, 639 nt
Organism: Geodia barretti
Lineage: Eukaryota; Metazoa; Porifera; Demospongiae; Tetractinellida; Geodiidae
Source: the annotation of a GenBank genome assembly
AUGGCUACUGGGGAGAUGGGGUUAUGUGUGAAGUAUCAAGAUGUAAGAACUGCAGCAACUUUUGCAACAUGUGUAGAAAACCAAUGCAAGUGUAGAGACGGCUACAGUGGAAAUGGAACGUCAUGCGAAGCAAAGUGUGAAAAUUGCAGUCAAUAUGCCACAUGCAAAAAUGGCAAGUGCAUGUGCAUGGAAGAUUAUGUUGGAGAUGGAAUUACAUGUGAUGAAGAGUGCCAAUGCAUUAUCAAUGCUACGUGUGUGGGUAACGAAUGUAUUUGUAGUACAGAGAGCAAUGAUGUAGACUGCAAUAAUUGCACCAAACAAACCUGUAAAACGCAAAAUUGUUCUACAUGUGAUGAAGUUAUAGUGGUGUGCAAAAUGUGCGUCUCUGCUGAGAGUAACUCCAAGGACCUUCGGUGGUUAGCUUUCCUAACACUCCUAAUACUAUAUCCAUUGAUGAGUGUUUUGCUAUCAGGACUAAUGCAAUAUAUAAAAGAGAGAAACCAUCGUCAGUAUAAUGUUCAUGAUCAAUGAUGCUACUAGUGCUUCAAAGUAGGGACAUAUAGACUUAACAACAUGGUAUUUUUUGUAAACUUGUUUUUUGAGCUCGAUUGGUAGCGGCUCUGUUGAACACUGGCACUG